Messenger RNA from Lactuca sativa (garden lettuce), 513 nucleotides. The record is from RefSeq and is a predicted model, not a curated record. Lineage: Eukaryota; Viridiplantae; Streptophyta; Magnoliopsida; Asterales; Asteraceae.
AUGGCUGGUUUCGAUCGCCCCGGAGAUCCUUAUUUCCCUAAUCAGGGGAAUAACGGAUGGUUGGAAGAAUCCGAGGAGGAACCUGAGGAGGAACCCGAGGAAGACCCCGAGGAGGAAUCCGAAGGGGAACCUGAGGCGGAAGCCGAAGGCGGACCUGCCGAGCCAAUGGUCGACCAGGAGGAGGAGGAAGCCGAAGCAGGUCUCGAGGAGGAACCCAGCGAAGACGAAGAUGGAAAUGUGAUCGCUGCAAAACCUGAAACGUUCGACAGUGCCAAGAGAUUGGUCAAGAAACAGUACGACCACAACCACAAAAAGGGCGAGAAGCCAGCGGAAACUGAAGACAAGAAAGAGAAUGACAACAAGAAAGGAAAGAAUAACAAGAGAAAAGGGCGACUAGGCUCGGAAUCAGCAAAGAAGCAACAAACAGUGACGGUCAAUGUUGCAAGCACUCAAGUACCCUUCACACCACAUGCUCCAGCCUCAGCUAUUCCAAGCACCCCUAGCCAGUAUUAG